AUGACGAUCUCUACCAGUAGGUAUAAGCAAUAUCAAGUAUCAAAAGGUAUUGUAGAGUCAGAAUCAGAAUUCAAUAAGUAUUUCGUGGGAAGCCUUGAAGGAUUGACACCUGACUUUGAUAUUUUAAUGUGGUGGAAUGUGAACUCAAGCAAGUUUCCAAUCAUUGCCUAUAUAGCACGAGAUGUCUUGGUGAUUCCCAUUUCUGCUAUUACUUCUGAGUCCGCAUUCGCAUUAGGGAAGAAAGCAAUGGCAGAGCUCCUUCUUUCUGCAUUCCUUGAAGUGUUGUUUGAUCGAGUGGCUUCUCCAGAGUUGCUGAAAUUUGCUCAUCGAGAGGGACUUCGAAAACAGCUAGACAAGUGGCGUGAAACCAUGGAAAGAAUUCGAGAGGUGCUUGAUGAUGCAGAGGAGAAGCAAUAG
Juglans regia (Persian walnut) is the source of this 417-nucleotide messenger RNA. Its product is annotated as zinc finger BED domain-containing protein DAYSLEEPER-like. The transcript is spliced from 2 exons. Lineage: Eukaryota; Viridiplantae; Streptophyta; Magnoliopsida; Fagales; Juglandaceae. The record is from RefSeq and is a predicted model, not a curated record. Bases 1 to 417 code for a protein of 138 amino acids. Gene Ontology annotation, molecular function: protein dimerization activity.